UCUUGAGUUGUUAUCCGAGUUAUAUAGCCGAUGCUCAAUGCCAACGGCUAAUUCUCUUGUCGAAGUUGUGCCAAUGAGCAUUCCUGAGCCGCCACCAUGGAAAAAAUCUUCAAAGCAUAAGGCCAUACAAAAUUUAACCCCUCAUAGUUCUGUUAUCUAUGUCUAUCAAACAAAAUUAGGAGAUUCAUUUCGCAAUGUUGCAGUGACAUGGUGCAAAAACCUCAUAGAACAUUCUCUUUCCAUGAGCGUCGAAGAACCAUCUGAAGAAAACAAAUUUACCUGCAAGAUUGAUUUAGCAUCCGGACAAUCUUGGGGAAAAAAAGGUCUCAAAUCCUUUGAAAUAGAAGGUGCAAGAGUAGAUGUCUAUUGGGAUUUUCGACACGCAAAAUUCUCCACAAAUCCACAGCCUUGCUCAGGCUAUUAUGUUGCCUUGGUUUACAAGAAAGAGGUACUUUUGUUACUUGGAGAUUUAACGAAUGAUGCUUAUGUGCGAACCAAAUCAAAACCAUCCUCAGAAGAAGCUACAUUGUUAUGCAAGAAAGAGAAUGUGCAAGGGAAGAAGUUGUUUUGUACAAGAGCCAUGCUAGAGGAGGGUAAACCAGAACAUGAUGUCGUUAUCGAGACUUCCCUUUCUGGACCUGAUGAUCCAGAAAUGUGGAUUAGCAUAGAUGGAAUGUUGGCAAGUAGAAUAAUGAACCUGAAUUGGAAAUUUAGAGGAAAUGAAAUAGUAAUGGUGAAUAAUUUACCUGUGCAAAUCUUUUGGGAUGUGCAUGAUUGGUUGUUCAAUGACCUUGGUUCAGGCCCUGCCGUGUUUAUUUUCAAGCCAGGAAUUUUGGAAACAGAUGAUUCUAAUAGCAGAGAAUGCACAGAAAGAAAUGAGGAUAGUGGUAGCUAUGACUUAGUAGAUGAGAAUUCAUCCACCAAAAGUUUUCUUCACUUUCUGUAUGCUUGGAGAAUGGAUUGA
This is a messenger RNA of Medicago truncatula (barrel medic), 964 nucleotides long. RefSeq lists its product as uncharacterized. Lineage: Eukaryota; Viridiplantae; Streptophyta; Magnoliopsida; Fabales; Fabaceae. The transcript has a single exon. The record is from RefSeq and is a predicted model, not a curated record. The coding region runs from base 38 to 964 and encodes 308 amino acids.